AUCAUUUUGUCAAAAAAAAGCAAAAAACUUGAGGAAAGAUUUUUGUCGCACGAAGAAGUUCUCGUCGUCUCGCAAAUUUCGUCUUUUAACUCCAACGAAAAAGAACAUCCGGCAAGAUGCAGGGCCUUACCAUGGCUAGUUUGAAGAAAAACCCAGCGCUCAUCCCGCUGUACGUUUGUAUCGCGCUGGGUGGUGCCGGCGCCGUGUUCUACACGCUCCGCUUGGCCCUCCGUAGCCCCGAGGUCACCUGGAACCGCAAGUCCAACCCGGAGCCGUGGGAAGAGUACAGAAACAAGCAGCAUAAGUUCUACUCUCCGAUCCGAGACUACUCGAGCAUCGCCAGCCCGGCCCCGAAGUACACCGAUUAAGUGCACAUCAGCUCCUAAAGGCCGCCGGCUAGAAUGAGGAAAGCAAGAAACAGUUAUCCUUAGCACCAACAAGAGACCAUUAUCCGUGUGACCGUUCCCCGCAGUAGUGCCGUUUAAUCCGACGCGUUGUUAAAACAGCCGCAACAUUGAUUCGAGCAACAGAAAUCGUAUUGGACCCUCUUGAUGCACUGUGCGUUUCGAGAGAAAUUCGUCAAAGACCAUCGAUUGGCGCUUCUUCUGGUUUGGUUGGCAUUGCAUAUUCUAAGUUGUAAAUAUGGUCCAAAUCGUAUGGUAACCGGGAGUCAUUAAACGGCUAAUAAAACCUGCUGUUGGAAACACAAAAGGGUUCUCAAAGGCGC
Molecule: messenger RNA, 727 nt
Organism: Anopheles darlingi
Lineage: Eukaryota; Metazoa; Arthropoda; Insecta; Diptera; Culicidae
Gene: ND-MLRQ
Product: cytochrome c oxidase subunit NDUFA4
Exons: 3
Coding region: 117-368 (83 amino acids)
Source: RefSeq, a predicted model, not a curated record